Cavia porcellus (domestic guinea pig) is the source of this 5605-nucleotide messenger RNA. RefSeq names its product sphingomyelin synthase 2 (gene Sgms2). The transcript has 6 exons. Gene Ontology annotation, molecular function: ceramide cholinephosphotransferase activity; sphingomyelin synthase activity. Gene Ontology annotation, biological process: sphingomyelin biosynthetic process; ceramide biosynthetic process. The record is from RefSeq and is a predicted model, not a curated record. NCBI's taxonomy places the organism in Eukaryota, Metazoa, Chordata, Mammalia, Rodentia, Caviidae. The coding region runs from base 308 to 1507 and encodes 399 amino acids. Gene Ontology annotation, cellular component: Golgi membrane; plasma membrane; endoplasmic reticulum membrane.
CCUCCCUCCACCCCUCCCUUCGCAGGUGGCGGCUCCCAGCAGGACUGAAAUACCCGCUCCUAAAUCAGGAGCAGCUGGGUGGCGUCACCGCGGGGAUAAGAGGUGGCAUCGGGAGAGCCUGCCCUGGAGCCUGCGGGGCUCGGGCCGCGCGCAAGCCGUGUUGCCCUCCGUGGACCACCAUCCGCCUCUGGGUGGGAUCGUGGUGUUGUUCUGGGGACAGGAGGACUGGCCGGCAUCCUUGUGUGAAGUCGGGGCGCCCAGCAGGUAACGGCACAGGGGGAGCAGGAGAUGGCCCUGUCAGCAUUUAAUGCUGGGAAACCCCAGUGAGCCUGAGAGUCCUGGUGAGCUGGGAGACAGACGGGGUGGAAGAGUCCCCGUUUCACAAGGACUCAGAGGUCGGCCAGUGACCAUGGAUACCAUAGAGACGGCAAAACUGGAAGAGGAUUUGGAGAAUCAAAGCGGUGACGCCCCGAGCACUUACCCUGGCCAUGCUGAGCCUGCCGAGGAGGGCAGCAAGGAUGCCAAGGAGAAAGCCCCGAGCCCGGCAGGCACGCUGCGCAAGGGUACCCGCAAGUACCCCGACUACAUCCAGAUUGCCAUAGCAACCGAAGCCAGGAGCAAGUUCCCCCUGGAGUGGUGGAAGACUGGCAUCGCCUUGGUGUACGCGCUCUUCAGUCUGGUGCUGACCACCGUCAUGAUCACUGUGGUGCACGAGCGGGUGCCCCCCAAGGAGCUCAGCCCCCCGCUCCCGGACAAGUUCUUCGACUACAUCGACCGCGUGAAGUGGGCGUUUUUUGUAUCCGAAGUGAACGGGAUCAUAUUGCUUGGAUUGUGGAUUACACAGUGGGUGUUCCUGAGAUACAAGUCCAUCGUAGGCCGACGCUUCUUCUUCCUGCUCGGAACCCUGUACCUGUACCGCUGCAUCACGAUGUACGUGACCACGCUCCCAGUGCCCAACAUGCACAUACAGUGUGCGCCUAAGCUGAAUGGGGACUCUCAGGCCAAGAUACAGCGGAUCCUGCGGCUGAUCUCUGGCGGUGGGCUGUCGAUCACUGGGUCACACAUGCUGUGUGGUGACUUCCUCUUCAGCGGCCACACGGUUACGAUGACGCUGCUGUACCUGUUCAUCAAGGAAUAUUCGCCACGGCACUUCUGGUGGUAUCAUCUGAUCUGCUGGCUGCUGAGCGCUGCUGGGAUCACCUGCAUCCUCGUAGCGCACGAGCACUAUACUAUCGAUGUGAUCCUUGCUUACUAUGUCACCACGCGGCUGUUCUGGUGGUACCACUCGAUGGCCAAUGAGAAGAACCUAAAGGUCUCCUCCCAGACGAACUUCUUAUCCCGAGCCUGGUGGUUCCCCAUCUUCUACUUCUUCGAGAAGAACGUCCAAGGCUCGAUCCCUUGUUCCUUCUCCUGGCCACUGUCGUGGCCUCCUGGCUGCUUCAAGUCGUCAUGCAAAAGAUACUCCCGGGUGCAGAAGUCUGGCGAGGACAACGAGAAGUCCACCUGAGCCGAGGCCCGGCGAGACCGGCACGCUGUGAGCAAAGGCAGCUCCGUCCGUCUUUAUUUUAGGGGAACUGUCAGUGCAGAAGCGGACCAAAGGCUGCGGCUCGGUGGGGAGCCAGAGGAAGUGUGUAUUACCCAGACUGUUUAAUUCCUCCUGAGAAAGCUGCGUCCGUUGGUGACACAACCCUGAGUGGGGUUUCGCGGUGAGCUUGUUAAAGAGGUGCCAAAGAACACGUACCCCUCUUCCCUCUCUCUCCACUGAAGCCUCCGCUGCAGCAUCCUUUCGGGGUGUUGUCUUCCUCACGAGGUCAGAGGGAUUUGUUUAUGUUUGAAUAAAAGAUCAAGGUCUACGCGGCUACUGGGUACAUGAGCUGGGCUCCAGCCGUGGGCAGCGCUGGCCCUGGGCUUCUCGGGGUCCCCUCCAGGUCUGGGAGCUGAGCUCAGAUGCACCUUCUUUCCACCCUGGCACAGGGCAGGGAGGAGGGUCGUGGUGAGGCCCCGAACCCCCUGCUACCACCACCCAUGCACGAGGUGUCACUUUGACCCUUUUCAGUUUUUAACUGAUCAUUUUAAACAGAGAAGGAAAAGAUCCAAAGAAAUCUGAAAUUAUUUGACCUACCCGUGGAUUUUACAUGUAUGAAAACAGUUCAGUUUAAAACCUCUAAGAUGUCCAGGCGUGGUAGCCACGCCAAUAGUCUAUGUCAGCACUCAGGAGGCUGAGGCUGGAGGAUCCCUGUGAGUGACCUGGGCUACAUAGUGAGACCCUGCCUCAAAACACCAAAACAUGAUAAAUAGGGUUCAUGGGCAGUGAAGGGCAUAGUCCUUGCACGUCCGUCAGCAUCGCUUGCCUGACACAUGUGCUGCUGGGACCCCAGCAUAGGCUGCAGAUGUGGGUGCUGUGAUGCUUGUACCCCUGGACACAAGAGUGGUGCCCUUUGGCCCGCCCAGUCUGGCCCGGCCCCUGGUUUAGAGACCCUGACUAGAACUUGGGAAGCUGUUUGGGCACAUUUCACUACAAAUUUGCUACAAACCCUUUCUUGCUGGUUCUGCUAUGAGUAGUGGCCAAAGCCAGCUGGACCCCGCAGGCCGAGGGCAGCCGACUUUCCCAUGCACUGUGAGACGGCAACAGAUACAGGAAGGGGUUUAACUGUUUCUAAUUUCUUUCAAGUGAUGCAAAACAAAGGUGGCUGUUAAACAUCUGAUUGGAUAACCCUGUCAGACUUGAUUUAGUGCAUGAUUUAGUGCUGUCGAAUCUUUUGGGUAAUUCUCGGCUUAAUCUGUUAACUUCAUGAAUGCUAAUUUGUAAGACUUGGGAGAAGGGAGAGACAGAUGGCUCCGUUGAUAGAGGAGGUGAAAUUUCCUUAAUUUCAUUAUAAACCACUUGGCCUUGAUACAAAUUGACCUUCUCAUGGCUUGCAAAAGGCACAACAGAUGUGUCCAGAAGGGUCAUUACCCUUUGGUGCUAAAAUUCUGUCUGUUCAGAGUGGCUCUUUCUCCGUGUCAUGGAAGAAUCACUAAAGGAAGGGUGGUUGAAUUCCAAGACAGGAAGAAAAACUAAUCAUUUAUUUUAAACAAGACUUGAAACCUUCACCAUCUUUGGCAGACAUUGAAACCCAAGGGUUUUCCCAGUAUUUUUUAAAUAAACCAGUAAUCAACAUGUGUCUAGCCUAGCUGGUACGUUUAGACAUAAUUCUGUGUCAUUUCCACCCGUGUGCAUUUGUCCGACAAUUGAAAACAGAUUCCAGACUUGUGUGGUCUGUCAGGAAAAUCAUUGGAUCCUGGAGCCCGGGGCUUGGCCUCUGAGCCUCUUAAUUCAAAGAAAACAAUCCACAGACCUAAGAGCUUUACAUGGGGUCAGGGUAACCUGCUUUCCUGCCAUCGGAGAAGGGAACGUGCUAAAGCUUUAAAAUCAUUGCGUAUUGAUUAUUGGACACCCCUGACCCAGGAAGCCUUGCACUUUAGUCCACUAACCCAGUCGUAGAGAACUAGCAGUCUCCUCCCAGAGGACCUCAAGCUUCUGUGACCCUUGCCUGUGACAGAGCCGUAUCUGUGUCCUCUACGUCUCCUGCCUGGCUCUCCCUCUAGUAGAUGCAGAGGCAGAGGUAGCUGGGUAACGAAAAGGGAAAAUGUCAAGUUUCAAGCAGAAAAAAGAACUUGUGCGACCCAUUGAUGAUGUGGCCUUGGAGACAGCACAUUUUCGUGAUGCCUUCCCCUAGCCAGUUAAGCUGCAGCUGUUGCCCACAGUCCAUGUUUUGGUGCACCUGUGCUCCCGCCUGAAUCCCAUCCUGUGAUUCCGUCCUUCUGUGAAAUAGCUACAACGUACGAUGCUUACAAAUGAUGCCACAUUUUUUCCUGAAUCUUUCCAAUGGAAAUAAGUGCUCUCAGAUUAAUUUUAUUUUCUAGCUCCUUCACGAGAUUUAAAAAGAAAGCAUUGCCGUGCCGCACCCACCUGAGCUCAGUGUGAAGUUGCAAUUCAUUUAAGGCCCCUGAGAACCCAGGCCUUGCUGUGGGCAGGAGGUGGGGUUCAGGCUGUUGACUGGGUUCCGGCGCCCCCUUGUGGCUGGGGGCUCAAACGCCACUCAGUAAACCGUAUUUUCGACUUUUGAAAAGGCGUUUGCAUUGGUUUCAUUUUGUUUGUGCGUGUAUUUGAUUUUACCGUAGUCCUGGGGAAGGAAUCAUUUUAAAGACAUUUUAAGCCCUUCUCGAAGGGAGGAUGUUCUCAGCUUGGCGAGUCGCGAGUCUAGUCUUUUCAUCCAUUUGAUCACUGACAACGUGCGGGGCGUUUUUUACCUCUCAGGAUCACAAUCAUUACUGUCGCCUUGGUAACCACCUACACCUGUUUACUGGGAGUCCCUGUGGGCUUUCUUCCCUGUAAAGGUACAUGCUAGAACUCACAGGCUUUGCUUUUAAAUUGAAAUGUCACAUCUUGUUCCUUAAAUAUCUUGGACAUUUAUGUUUUCUUUGCCAUCAUGUUUGUUUUGUACUGUAAACUGAUUACGGAUUUGAAGCCGGUCUUCACACACUUCUAUAGUGUGAGAAGGAAUUUCUUACUGAGUUUACAUGUUUAAAUCAAGCAGACUAUAACUCAUAUGCCAUGUAGUAAAGACUUUUCUAUGUGUGUGUGUAAAGAGCUGCUGGUAUUUUUGCUUUUAAUGUCAUUAUGUUGCAAUAAUUUAACUCCUUUGACUCCACUGGUAAAAAUAUUUCCUGUAUAUGGAGUGCUCUUGACUUCAAAAUCCAAACACUGAAAAUCAUGUCACAGGUACCCAAAGAUGAGUUUCUAUGCAGAGAGACACCUUGUAAGUUCGGGUAUAUUUUAUUAUGCAUUAACCUAACUAUUAUGUUCUAAGUGAAUCAUGAAUGAGAAGAGGGCUUUAUUAUAGAAUUAUUUAAAAUUGUCCUUUAGAAAAAGAAACUGUAUACAUAAGCUAAUCUAGUUUCCAAGUCGGAAUUCACUAUUUAAUUUAUCUCUCCUGCAGUGGUGAGUGUGGCAGGGUGUACGGUUGGGCUACAGUGUAUCCACAAAAGAAAUACUGCCUCGAGGUUUAUGAGGUGGCCAGUUACUUUCUUGUGGAAACUUACUGCACUGUUUCAAUGUGUUAAGUGCCUUGUAAUAAAGUCAGAUUUUAAGUCUAGAAUUCAUUAUUUUCCUGACAUAUAUUUUUCAUUAUGAUAUCUACUGUAUGCUAUUGUAAUAGUUUUAUUAAAUGCUUACAUGUUAAUCAAUUAUGUAAAUUUCAGAAAAGCCUUUCUUUUACCCACCAAUACCUUAAUCAUUGGUCUGUCGUCUGGGUUUGCGUUCAGAUUAUUUUUGUUAAAGGAAGUUAUCUUUCUGUAGAAAUACAGUGUCCUUGCUUGUGAUUUUUUGGUCUGCAAAGACAUUUCAGGAGGAAAUUAGGGGUAUAACUAUAGUUUAUACUUCUGAAAUGCUGUCUCACAUUUACAUUUUAAGUGCCUAAUUGUUAAAACUAGUUUACGUUUCUAUUCAAAAGAAGAUAUGUGUAUUUGGUUUUUAAUCUCUUUGGUUUUGCUUUAAAAAAUGCCAGAUCCUAUACUUUGUAUUUACCAAUAAACCACGGUGACACUAAUGGCCUUUUCAAAA